UGCCAGCUGGUUGUUUGCUGAUGUCAAGAAAAGGAAAAAACCCAACUUCCUUGUACCGGCUGACAACUCUGAAAAAGAAGCGUCUCGUCGGCGCAUUUUAUCAGCAGCGACAAGACUCUUUACAUGAAAAUCUGAGCGAAAAAAGACGCAGUUUUGGUGGUUUUUCAAACACUCAUCUGAUGCACAGACUGCAGACUGGACACAGGAACAUUUGUGAUGUGUGGAACAUGAAUGGGUUGCACGGAGGAAGAAGAGAUGAAUGCUGACGUUGCUGUUUUUCCAUCCAUACACCCGUGGAGUAAAAUCCCCACCACAACCUGUUUAAACCUCACAGACUCUGACACUCCUGCAUGGAUCGUCCCUCCAUCUCUCCCUGUCCAAAACUCUUCCAGUCCUUCCUGUGAGAAAAUGUACCCCGGUGAACCCGACCAGUCCCUGGACCCCGAGCACCCAGAGUCCCAGAUGGACUUCUUCCACAAGCUGGGGUACUCCACAGCUCAGGUUCUCGCCGUCCAGCAGAAGUUCGGCCCCACCAUGGACACGGAUAAGGUCCUGGGAGAGCUGGUGAGGACUGGCGCAAGUCGGGAGCCCAAGCAGGCGCCGGUGACCACGAUGUCGGUGCUGGUGCCCAGAGGGGACAUCCAGGCCACAGGCCCCACCCUGCAGCUGCCUGUCCCUGCAUCGUCUCCACAGAGCAGAGAGGAGAGCUGUGAGGAUGAAGACGCCCUGAGACCCAUCGUUAUAGAUGGCAGCAACGUGGCCAUGAGCCACGGGAACAAGGAAGUUUUCUCAUGUCUGGGAAUUCAGUUGGCAGUGAACUUCUUCCUGGACAGAGGCCACACUGAGGUCAAUGUGUUCGUUCCCUCGUGGAGGAAGGAGCAGCCUCGGCCAGAUGUUCCCAUUACAGAUCAGCACAUUCUGCGAGACCUGGAGAGGAGGAAGAUCCUGGUGUUCACACCAUCGAGGCAUGUCGCAGGCAAACGGGUGGUCUGUAACGACGACUGCUUCAUUGUCAAGCUGGCCUACGAGUCCGACGGCAUCAUCGUGUCCAACGACAUGUACCGGGACCUUCAACGAGAUGUACCAGAGUGGAAGCGCUUCAUUGAGGAGAGGCUGCUCAUGUACUCCUUUGUUAAUAACAAGUUUAUGCCUCCUGAUGAUCCUCUGGGCCGCCAUGGACCGACCCUGGAGAACUUCCUGCGGAGGUUUCCAAAGACUCGAAAAAAACAGCAGUGCCCUUAUGGAAAGAAAUGUACUUACGGACUCAAAUGUAAAUUCCACCACCCUGAGCGAGCCAAACAGUCCAAUCGCUCGGUUGCCGAUGAGCUUCGUGAGAACGCCAAGUACCCUCCAACUGCUCAGAAACAACCUUCAGCUUGCUCCAGUCCUGUGCCUGGACAGAGCCUCUUGCUGGUGGAGGAUAUGGCCAAGAAACUGACCCUGGGGCAUGAGGGUGGCUCUCCAAAGAAAGACCAUAAAAACGAACAUGUAGCUCAGGUGAAGACGAGUCACCGUUCCAGCAAGAGAGCCACAUCUCGAAAGGAGAAGACCAGCCAACACUUGACUUCUGACCACGGCUCAGGGCGGCACGGUGGCUCUCAGGAGAAGCUGGACUCUGGUUUAGGCUCCAUAGAUAGUCAGCCAAUGGAGGCUCCUUGGAGUCUGUGUGAUCACCAGUAUGGGGCACCCUACAGGGGCUGCAGUCAGCAGACCCACAGUGUACAACAGUACUGCUCUCCAAGAAGUGCACCAAGCAGCUGUUGCUCACAUGGCCCUCCCUCUUGGGGGACCGCACCAGCCUUCCAGCCCCACAGCAUCAGGCCAGUCAGCAACCACCGGUCUGAUAUGAUCCCCUAUGGGCCGCCUCAUUACCCCGGCUACGGUCCAUACCCGGUCAGCAUGCCUACAGUGUACAGCCAGCCGGCAGACUUCCAGCACGCCAGAGUCUACAACCACCACCAGCAGGCAUAUUGGUCCGAUCCAUUUGGCGGUCACCCUCCAGCGGUCCGCAGCCUACCGGGGGAGCGCUCACAGUGGGAGCCUCUUCAGGGUACGCAACCGAGUCCCAGCAUGGAGGAGAGAGGGGUCAUCCGGAAGAAACUCCUCGCUAUCUUCAGUGCCCACUUGGUGGACACGGCCAUGGAAAUGUUUCCUCACAUGAUGGAUCCACAGAUGCUUGUUGCCGAAAUCCUCAUGCUGCAGAGUCAGAACCGGUCACUGAGAUGAGACAAGUCCAGCCUGAACCCACGUCUUUCAGUGGAAAGACAACAUGAGUUUGUGUACUUUUGUAUUGUGGUAUCCACCUUGUUAUAAAUUGUAUUUUUAUUGCUUUAGAGUUGCCUCUGUGAACUGGAUUAAAUAAGAGGCAGUAUGCAGUUGAUACAAAUUGUAUCUUUAUUUAAAAAUGUAAAAAGAAAAAUUGAUUUUAAUGCCAUUUUAUUGAGUUAAAAGGGGUAAUGCUCUGUUACUCUUAAGGUACACUCAGUGUCCACUUUAUUAGGUACACCUGUAUAGUCUAAUGCAAUGCAGUGGAACUGUCAGUUUUUGCUGACACUUUCAAUACUUGACUCGACUUUAUAGCAAGGCUAUUUUGUUAGAUUGUCCAGUUGUACCUGUUAAAGCGGUCACAGAGUGUGUAGAGUGGCAUGGAUGAGAUGAAUCUAAGAAUUUAUUUUUGUGUCAUAUUGGCACUGUGCAACAUUUAUGCUUAGGGUUGGGAAAUAAUUAACUUGAACCAACCCUUAGGUUAAGGUGUUACAAUGAAAUAAUAAUGUUUAGUUAUUGUGAUGCACAAUUAAUACAAGCAACACUUGCAGUGAAUAGUAAUCAAUCUCACAGAUAAUGAGAUUUGAGUCUUUAUAAUGCUUUAUAUUCCCAUUUUUCUUAACUUAAUGUUUUUGCAUUUAUUACGAGACUUGCGCCCUACCAGAGCACACACUGGCUGCAGAUAUUUUGUUGACAGUGAUGAAUUUCAUUUUGCCUGUGACAUAAAUUAUGAGAAAGUGCGAUGAUUUGAAACAGUUCAGCUUUUCUGGGAUCAAACCCAAGAUGAAGAUAUGACUGCCAGUGCAGCUGGAGAGGAUAGUUUGUUGUCAUAUUGGAGAUAAAUUGACUGAUGAUAGAUUUAACAUGGAAAACACAGAUUGUUUUUAUUUUAAUGUUGAAUGACAGUUUUGAAAUAGAGAUAAAUAUAUGCCAUUACACGUCAUGGUUGAAAAACACUGCUUCAGGUCUUAAGACAAGACCAGUUAAAGAAUGUAUUCAAUCUUUAAUUUUCUUGACAAUCGUAAUGCUGUGUGGGUCGAGUCUUGUCUACACUAAGUAAAAAUUUCAUCACACCCA
Molecule: messenger RNA, 3342 nt
Organism: Lates calcarifer (barramundi perch)
Lineage: Eukaryota; Metazoa; Chordata; Actinopteri; Centropomidae
Gene: zc3h12ab
Product: zinc finger CCCH-type containing 12Ab
Exons: 6
Coding region: 232-2226 (664 amino acids)
Biological process (GO): 3'-UTR-mediated mRNA destabilization; nuclear-transcribed mRNA catabolic process, RNase MRP-dependent
Cellular component (GO): cytoplasmic ribonucleoprotein granule; nucleus
Molecular function (GO): RNA endonuclease activity; mRNA binding; metal ion binding
Source: RefSeq, a predicted model, not a curated record